Molecule: messenger RNA, 2736 nt
Organism: Mytilus californianus (California mussel)
Lineage: Eukaryota; Metazoa; Mollusca; Bivalvia; Mytilida; Mytilidae
Product: N-acetylglucosamine-6-sulfatase-like
Exons: 12
Coding region: 38-1585 (515 amino acids)
Biological process (GO): glycosaminoglycan metabolic process
Molecular function (GO): N-acetylglucosamine-6-sulfatase activity; glycosaminoglycan binding
Source: RefSeq, a predicted model, not a curated record
CAUAUUUUCAGAUUGCAGAAGUUGUGAGGCGGGUAGGAUGCUUGUACUUACAUUUGCGUUAUUGACAUGUUUUUCAAUAAGAGAAACAGUGUCAGUGAAACCAAACAUUGUAUUUGUUCUAACAGAUGAUCAAGAUUUAAUGCUUGGAGGACAGAUUCCAAUCGUGAAGACAAACAAGUUAAUUGGAGACAAGGGGAUGCUAUUUAAUUCCAUGUAUGUAGCCUCACCACUAUGUUGCCCAAGCAGAUCGAGUAUUCUGACAGGAAAGUAUGUUAGUAGUCACAUGGCUUACAACAACUCAAUAGUUGGAGGAUGUAGUAGUGCAGAAUGGCAGAAAACACAGGAAGUUGAUGCCUUUCCAGUGUACAUGAAAAAACAGUCCUACACCACGUUCUUUGCUGGAAAAUAUUUAAACCAGUAUGGUUUUCCAGCAACUGGUGGAGUUCAACAUAUACCCCCUGGAUGGGACUGGUGGAAUGGACUUGUUGGAAAUUCCAGAUAUUAUAAUUACCAUUUAUCAGUAAACGGUACAAAGGAAGCUCAUGGAAGUGACCCAGAUAAAGACUAUCUCACAGACUUGAUAAACAGAAGAGCUACAGAAUUUUUGGAGCAGCAAUCAACAGAAUCUGGACCAUUUUUUAUGAUGUUAUCUACACCUGCAUCACAUGCACCCUUUACACCAGCACCAAAGUAUAAAGAUAAUUUUGCUGACAAACAAGCUCCAAGAACUCCUAGUUACAAUAUUCAUGGAAAGGACAAACACUGGUUAAUUGAACAAGCACUUAACCCUAUGCCCAAUGAUACAGUAACAACUAUUGAUGACAUUUUCAGAAGCAGAUGGAGAACAUUAUUGUCUGUAGAUGAUAUGGUAGAAAAUGUAGUCAACAUUCUGACAGAGAAAGAUAUGAUCAACAACACAUUUAUAUUCUUUACAUCUGAUAAUGGAUAUCAUUUAGGUCAGUUUUCAUUGCCUAAUGAUAAACGACAGUUGUAUGAAUUUGAUAACAGAGUUCCAUUUAUGGUUCGAGGACCUGGUAUAAAACCUGGUUCUACUUAUAAUUCUCCAGUAUCAGCUAUUGACUUGGCUCCAACAUUUCUAGAGAUAGCAGAAUCACCUAUACCUAUAACAAUGCAGGGAGAAUCAUUGCUAAAGAUAUUGACGACACAAAACUACAACAGAUCAUCACCAAUUUUAUUAGAACAUUAUGGAGAACAUCAAGAUGAAAUUCAAGGUUGUCCUCAGUAUAAAAAUCAAGGCAUGGCAAACUGUGACAACCAUUGUGUGUGUGAAGAUAGCCAUAACAACACAUUUAGAUGCUUUGUGACAUGGGGUGAACCAAAUAUGGAUAGACAAAAAUUAUGUUAUGUGAAGGAGGAUAAUUCAACUUUUAUGGAAUUGUAUGAUUUGGUAAAGGAUGAAAAUGAACUAAACAAUAUCAUAGAUUAUAUUGACAAACCAGGCUUUGAAAAAAAUAGGGAUAUGAUAAAAGAUAUGAAGAAUUGUAAAAAAUGUCAGCAUUUUCUUGAAUUUAUGGAAGACUGCAGGGGACAUAACUGUGAGAAGAUUAUCAACCUACUUCACUGACUAUAGAGAACACUGUAUGGGACAAAAUUGCAAUUACUGUAAUUUGAAAUUCUUAAGAAGUUUAACUAUGGAGAUUGUUUUCUUCUAUUUUAAUUCUGUUAAUGAAUAUACAGUCUACAAGUGACAAAUUUAAAAAAAAUCUGACAUGUUUAAACCCACCACAUUUUGUUUGUGCCUGUCUAAAGUCAGGAAGUAGCCUGUAUUUCAGUGGUUGUCAUUGGUAGCCGUUUAUCAUACUUGUUUUUAUACCCCUGCUUUAAAAAAGUGGGGGUAUACUGUUUUACCUCUGUCUGUCCGUCCAUCCAUCCGUCCGUCCAUCCAUCCCUCUGUCCGUCCAUCCGUCCCAUGAAUAUUUUUCGUCGCAGCUUUCUCAGGAACUACAUCAUAAGGAUUUCUGAAAAUUGGUUUCAGGGUUUAUAUAAGUUAGCUAUACCGUGUGAUGCGUUUUCAGAUUCAUUACUCAACGACUUCCUGUUUACCGAAAUAUUUGGGCGGGGGAAUCAUCAGUGAGCAGUAGCCCGCAGUUUCACUUGUUGUUUAUUGUUUUAUACAGGCCAUAGGUUUUCUUGUUUGAAUUGUUCUACAUUUUGUCAUGUCAUUGUAGCUUACUAUAUGGUAUGGGUUUUGCUCAUUGUUGGUCUCUGAUGGAGUUCUCUCAUCGGCAAUCAUACCACAUCUACUUAUUUUUAUAUCAAAGUUUAUAGUGAUUUGUCAUUUCAUUCACACUAACAAAAAUAAUUUUCUCUGUGUUUAUUUUGUCAUCAGGGUUUUUGUUAGGCCAGUAAAUUCGUCCUCAAACACCAUUUUGAGUCCAAAUAAAGUUUUCGGAAAAAAUACAUCAUAUCGACAUGUUUUACCAGAUAUUGAUGUCUGCUUUUAUAAUGAUAAAAAUCUAAGAGAAUCAAAAAUAAUUACACAUCAUAUUUAAUAACAAGGAAUUAUUUGAAACUGGAAUAAUUUUGAAUUCUAGAAAAUAUAUAAGAAAUGCUUGAUGAAAACUAACCUAAUUAAGGAGGGUUAGCCAUGCAUGCUUGGCUAAGAGAGAUUAGUUAGUUCAUACUGAAGUAUUAGUGAAAGUAAAAUGAACCUCAGCCAAGUGUGCAUGGCCAACCCUAUUUAGUUGGGUUAGUUUGCAUAAUGAAUUUCAAAGU